This is a messenger RNA of Onthophagus taurus, 2120 nucleotides long. It is a transcript of the gene flr, whose product is annotated as actin-interacting protein 1 flr. Gene Ontology annotation, molecular function: actin filament binding. The record is from RefSeq and is a predicted model, not a curated record. Gene Ontology annotation, biological process: actin filament depolymerization; sarcomere organization; locomotion. Lineage: Eukaryota; Metazoa; Arthropoda; Insecta; Coleoptera; Scarabaeidae. Gene Ontology annotation, cellular component: cortical actin cytoskeleton.
CAAACCCAACACCCUAUUUUAAUCUCGGCUAAAACGAUUUAUCGCGACAUCAUCAUUAUUAUCAUUCAUGCAUUUUAGCGGUGUCUCGCAGUCUUAUUUCGAAUAGAAAGGAAUUACAUAACCAAAUCAUGUCGAGUUAUAGUUUGAAAAAUGUGUAUGCCACUCUUCCAAGGACCCAAAGGGGGCAACCUUUGGUGUUGGGAGGAGACCCAAAAGGAAAAAACUUCCUUUACACCAACGGAAAUUCCGUUAUCAUCCGAAAUAUCGAGAACCCGGCGAUUUCCGAGAUAUACACCGAACAUUCUCUCCCUGUAAAUGUUGCGAAAUACUCCCCGAGUGGUUUUUACAUCGCCUCGGGGGAUCAAUCGGGGAAAGUUCGAAUUUGGGACACUGUAAAUAAAGAGCACAUUUUAAAAAAUGAAUUCCACCCGAUCGGGGGGCCGAUUAAAGAUAUCGCAUGGUCCCCAGAUAACCAACGGAUGGUUGUUGUUGGGGAAGGGCGAGAACGUUUCGGUCACGUUUUUAUGUCCGAAACUGGAACUUCGGUUGGGGAAAUUUCCGGACAAUCAAAACCGAUUAAUUCGUGCGAUUUCCGCCCAACACGACCCUUUCGAAUCGUCACCGGCUCUGAGGAUAACACAAUCGGGGUCUUUGAAGGACCCCCCUUUAAAUUUAAAAUGACCAAACAAGAUCAUUCUCGUUUUGUGCAAGCCGUGCGUUAUUCGCCAAGUGGAAAUUUGUUUGCAUCGGCUGGAUUCGAUGGGAAAGUUUUUAUUUACGAUGGAACAUCAUCGGAUUUAGUGGGGGAAGUGGGGAGCCCCGCUCAUAACGGUGGUGUUUACGGGGUGAGCUGGAGCCCCGAUGGGAAGCAACUUUUAACAUCGAGCGGGGAUAAAACCGCCAGACUUUGGGACGUUGAAACGAGACAAAUGGUGUCCGAGUUCGUUUUGGGGGCAACGGUGGAGGAUCAACAAGUUUCGUGUCUUUGGCAGGGUCAAUAUUUACUUUCCGUUUCUUUGAGCGGAUUUAUUAACUAUUUAGACGUUAAUGAUUCAUCAAAACCUUUAAGGAUUGUGAAGGGUCAUAACAAACCGAUCACCGUUUUAUCAUUGACCGAAGAUAGAACAAACAUUUUUACCGGCUCCCAUGACGGAUUUGUCACAAAUUGGAACGCCUCAACUGGCGAAAAUAAUCGUGUUAACGGCUUGGGACACGGAAAUCAAAUAAACGGGAUGAAACCGAACGGAAAUUUAAUGUAUACUUGCGGAAUUGACGAUUCCGUUAAACAAAUUGACAUUGAGAAUAAUACCUACACCAAAACAGACAUUAAAUUGGGGUCGCAACCGCGGGGUAUGGAUAUUUUGAAGGAAAAAAAUAUCAUUAUUGCAGCUAGCGUUAAUGAGAUAUCCGUGAUACAAGAUGAUAAGAAAGUGGGGGAGUUGAAAGUUAAUUAUGAACCGUCGAGUGCAAGCGUUUCUAAAGUUGGUGAUAUCGCCGUUGGGGGGAGCAUGGAUAAUAAAGUUCAUAUUUAUGAGUUAAACGGAACAUCACUUAACCAAAAAAUUGAGUUGGAUCAUUUAGGCGCUGUAACUGAUGUUUCUUUUUCCCCAGAUGAUAAAUAUUUGGUGGCUUGUGAUGCUCAUAGGAAGGUUAUUUUGUAUAGUGUCCCGGAAUAUAAGCUUGCCACAAAUCAAGAAUGGGGAUUUCAUAACGCGAGGGUGAAUACGAUUGCUUGGUCGCCAAAUUCUUUAUUAGUAGCUAGCGGAAGUUUAGAUACGAACAUAAUAAUUUGGUCUGUUGUCAAGCCGAAUAAGCACGUGAUAAUAAAAAAUGCCCAUGCGCAAAGUCAAAUAACGCGAUUGUCUUGGUUGGACGAUUCGACCUUGGUUUCUGUUGGACAGGAUUGCAAUACGAAGAUGUGGAUAAUAGAACCUUUUUAAUUAUUAUUUAGUUAUUUUUAAUUAAGUAUUUCCCAUCUUAUUUAAAAGUUUUAUUUUGCAUUUAAAAAGUAUUUAUAAUCCCAGUAUAAUUUGAGCUUUGAUGAGCUGUGUUCCUACGAUUUAAAGCUUUUUUUUAUUUAUUUUCAUGUAUUUUUAUAUUAUACAAUUAAUUCGAUGAAA